UAUCAGUGUAUGAUAACACGUCAGUGAUUGAUGAUAAAAUCAGUUAGCAUACGAUUCGAGUACUAUGUUUCAAUUCUAUCCAGUUUAGUGACUAGUAAACGUAAUUUUGAAUAUUAUACAACGUGACAUUUGCCCACAGUUUAAAUGUCUUUUUUUAUAGUGUGACCACCUACUUAGGUGUUAACUAUGAUAUUUGUCUCGUAUUCAAUGCACAAGAGUGUAUUUAGUAUCAAAACUUAAAAGAAAAAAAAAGUUUCUAAGUGUUUGGUCUAAAUAGAAAAGUGAGUAGAAUAUAGCAAUGUUAAGAUAUAGAGGGAAAAAAUCAGCUUUAAAUAUAGUAAAAGAAUUUGAUUCAUUUCCAAAGGUCCAAGAAGAAAUUUAUGAACCAUCUACUUAUAGUAAUGUUAUAUCUACUGCUUUAGUUUCCAUAUUUGGAUUAUGGAUAAUUAUUUCUGAAAUACGAUAUGUUUUACAAGAUCAUAGCAUAUAUAGAUUUGUACCAGAUACAGAGUAUGAAUCAAAACUUCCAAUUAACAUUGAUAUUACAGUUGCAUCAACUUGUGAUAGUAUUGGUGCUGAUAUUGUUGAUACAACAGGACAAAAUAUGAUGUUAUUUGGAGAAUUAAAAACUGAUGAUACGUGGUGGGAAAUGACGAAAGAGCAGCAACUGCAUUUCGACCAAAUGCGUGAUAUAAACGAAUAUUUAAGGGAAGAAUACCAUUCAAUGAAAGAUAUUCUAUGGAUGUUUGAUGAUUAUAAUAGAUUAAAAAACAAAUUUCCUGUUAGAACAGAGAAGCCUGACACUUUACCUAAUGCAUGUCGUAUUCAUGGAUCAUUAAUUCUAAAUAAAGUUAUAGGAAAUUUCCAUAUAACUCCAGGAAAAUCUUUAAUAGUUCCAGGUGGUCAUGUUCAUCUUACUGGUCCAUUUUUUGGAUCAAUGGCUACUAAUUUUUCUCACCGAAUUCAUCAAUUUUCAUUCGGAAUUCCAACAAAGGGACUUGUAUAUUCCUUAGAAGGAGAGCUUCACAUAGCCAAUGAAAGUAAUAUAUCGUAUAAGUAUUUCAUUGAUGUAGUAGCUACAGAUGUUAAAUCACAUUCAAAUGAAAUUAAAACCUAUCAGUAUUCAGCUAAAGAUAUACAAAGAAUAAUAGACCAUAAUUCUGGGAGUCAUGGUAUGCCUGGAAUAUUUUUUCAAUAUGAUAUAAAUGCUCUAAAAGUUAUUAUCACUGAAGAUAAAAUAACCAUAUUUCAACUAACUAUUAAAAUAGCAUCAACUAUUGGUGGUUUAUUUUUAUUAUUUAACUUUAUGAAGAUCUUAUUAGACAAACUUACAAAAAAAAUAUGUUCUAAUUAUAACAUUAAUGAUUCCAAUUCAAUGGAAAAGUCCUAAUAUUAUAAGAAAUCUGUUAGCUAAAU
Messenger RNA from Sipha flava (yellow sugarcane aphid), 1416 nucleotides. RefSeq names its product endoplasmic reticulum-Golgi intermediate compartment protein 2. The transcript is spliced from 8 exons. Gene Ontology annotation, biological process: retrograde vesicle-mediated transport, Golgi to endoplasmic reticulum; endoplasmic reticulum to Golgi vesicle-mediated transport. Bases 299 to 1390 code for a protein of 363 amino acids. The record is from RefSeq and is a predicted model, not a curated record. Lineage: Eukaryota; Metazoa; Arthropoda; Insecta; Hemiptera; Aphididae. Gene Ontology annotation, cellular component: membrane; COPII-coated ER to Golgi transport vesicle; endoplasmic reticulum.